This is a messenger RNA of Rotaria sp. Silwood2, 1221 nucleotides long. The record is from the annotation of a GenBank genome assembly. NCBI's taxonomy places the organism in Eukaryota, Metazoa, Rotifera, Eurotatoria, Philodinida, Philodinidae.
AUGGUCAAAAUAUUAUCCCAACCAUCUUUAAUUGAAAGUGUUACGCUUAAUCAUCAAUUAUUUCAUGCUGAUGUUGGUAUUGUAUCCUAUGCAAUAACUUUAUUAUAUAAUUUAAUAUUUGAAAAGAAAAUUUUUUUUCGAUUAAAAGAAAAUGAAAAUGUUUUAGCUGCUUGUUUAAAAUUACAAGAAGCAAAAGAUAGAACAAUAAAAUUUGGAUCAUAUACAUUAUCUGCUGUUUUAAAUCAAAAAGAUAUUGAUGAAAUCAAUAAUCCAUCAAAAACUGCUCAAUCUUAUUUGUAUUAUAUUGAAAAUAUGAUCGAUGAACCAUCACGUACAUAUCAUGGAGUAAAAUUAAACGGUGUAUUGACUAAUCUUGAAACGAUUGUUCAAAAUGAUCAAGUUAAAGAGGAGAUUGCUAAUGAUGACCAAAGUAUACCCUUGAUUGCAAGAUGUGCAUAUGACAAAGAUUUCGAUGAUGAUAUUCGAGAUCCAGCUCUAAGAAUUAUUUUAUCAGUUUCAUUUGUCGGUGAUGUUGCUAUUGAAAAAAUAAAAAAUAUUGAACCACUUAUGGAUUGUCUUCAUGAUGAAUCUAUUUCGAAUAAUAUGAGACAAAGAUGGACAGCUAAUGCUAUUCAAUGGAAAAUUGAUGGAGAAAAGAAUUUUGUCGCAAGUCAAGAAAAAAACAAAGAAAAAGGACAAGAUAUUAUUGAAACGGUCAUAUCGACUGUUAAAUUUGAUGAAUCAAAAGCUUCUUAUCAAUAUAUUAGAGGUGAUUAUCGUUUUAAUUUACAUGAUUAUCAAAUAGUAGAUACAUAUGUCAUGAUCAGCUAUUGUCAUGAAGAUGAAGAAAUAUGUCAUCAAAUUUAUAAUAGUUUAAGAAAAUUAACACCGUAUCAACUAUGGGUGAAUAAACAUUAUCUACACAGUGCCAAUCCGGAUGUCGUAGCUACAGCAAUGGAAAAAGCAGAUAUUGUUAUUAUGUGUUUUUCAAAUAAGUAUCGGGAAUCAUCAGUAUGUCGAUUGGAAGGUGAAUAUGCUGACAAACGCAACCGACCUAUUAUUCCAGUGAGAGUAGAAGCUGAAUAUAAACCUACAGGGUGGUUAAAUGAUGUUGUUGGUCAGAGAAAACAUAUUGAUUUUAUCGACUUAAACUUUGAUUUUGCCUGCCAGGUGUUGAUAAAAGAAAUCGAUUACAUCAAAUCAAAGAUCAGUAAAAAAUGA